AUGAAAAAAGAAUCGGAGUAUAAAAACUUUUUACAUAAUAUGGGAUAUGAACCUUUUUAUAUCCAUUAUCAUGCUGCUGAACAAAUAGCUAUUUAUAGGAGUUACUGUUGCAUCACUAAAUAUCCUAAGAUAGUUAUUGAUGCAACUGGUUCGGUAGUCAAAAGUUUUUCAAUAUAUGGCAUAGAAGAAAACAAAACGAAAUCUCUUUUAUUGUAUGAAGCUCUUGUAUAUGAUGCUCAAAAACGGCAAAAUUUCACGAUAACCAAUAUGAUUAGUGAAAGUCAUUCAAAUAUUUCUAUAUCAAAUUGGUAA
This is a messenger RNA of Macrosiphum euphorbiae (potato aphid), 312 nucleotides long. Lineage: Eukaryota; Metazoa; Arthropoda; Insecta; Hemiptera; Aphididae. The record is from the annotation of a GenBank genome assembly.